GUAAGCACACUAGACUGGGUACGAGCUGAAAAAAUCUAUAACCUCUGUGAGGUUCUAUUUAAAAUUCACAAGCUCUGGCUUGCUGAUGAUUGCUGGCUACAAGCAAACUUGUAUUUAGGUAUUCAUCAGGACUUUGAUCUAGAAGACCAGAGGCCGUAUUGUUUCAGUGUUAUGGUUGGACAUGGCAAGAGUCAUUAUUUCAAUGUAGAGCUGGGCAGCGAGUUGGUGGUGUGGGAGAAAUCAUUUCAAAGAGCGAUUUUCUUGGAAGUUCAAAGAACAGGGUCUAAAACAUAUAUGUGCACUUGGCAAGGGGAUACCCUGUGUUUCACAGUCGACUUUGCUCUGGGAUUUACCUGUUUUGACAGUAAAACAAAGAAUGUGUUGUGGAGGUUUAAAUUCUCUCAGCUCAAAGGCUCUUCAGAUGAUGGGAAAACAAGAGUAAAGCUCCUUUUUCAGAAUCUAGACACCAAACAAAUUGAGACAAAGGAACUUGAAUUUCAGGAUCUGACGGCAGUUUUACACUGUAUUCACUCCUUUAUAGCAGCAAAAGUGGCAUCUGUGGAUCCAGUAUUCAUAGACAGUCAGAGUAUUGCAAGAAAAUAUACGUACAGUAACUGA
Molecule: messenger RNA, 618 nt
Organism: Balearica regulorum gibbericeps (East African grey crowned-crane)
Lineage: Eukaryota; Metazoa; Chordata; Aves; Gruiformes; Gruidae
Source: RefSeq, a predicted model, not a curated record